UGAGUAAAUUAAACUAGUUGCCAUAUUACCAUCACCAUGGUCACUGAAAAUAGAAGGCUAGUCGAGGAGGUGUCUGGUUGGCUAAGAGUCUUUGACGAUGGUUCAGUCGACCGUAGGUGGACUGGACCUCCUGAGGUCCAGUUCAUGGUGGAGCCUGUCGCGCCCCAUGAUGAAUUUGUCGACGGAGUUUCCACAAAAGAUGUUGUGGCCGACAAAUCAUCUGGACUUCGCGUCCGACUAUAUUUACCGAAGCGAAAGCCGGAGGAUGACGACACCAAGCUACCAAUAAUCCUCCAUUUCCACGGUGGUGGCUUUUGCAUGAGUCAAGCUGAUUGGUACAUGUACUACCACAUAUACACUAAACUAUCUCGCUCCACGAAUGCCAUUGUAGCGUCUGUCUAUCAGAGGCUCUCACCGGAGCACCGUCUCCCGGCUGCCAUUGAUGAUGGCUAUUCCGCUCUCCUUUGGCUCCGGUCAUUGGCUCGAGGCGAGCAAAAGGAGCCACUCCUCAGCCAUGCAGACUUUAACCGUGUGUUCCUUAUUGGGGAUAGCACCGGAGGGAACAUAGUCCACCACUUGGCGGCUCAAGCGGGCACUGCGGAUCUGAGUCCCUUAAGAAUUGCCGGCGGGAUUUUAAUCCACCCCGGUUUCGUACGAGUGGAGCGGAGCAAGUCGGAGUUGGAGCAACCUCAGUCACCUUUCCUUACCCUAGAUAUGGUGGACAAGUUCUUAGGGUUAGCCCUUCCAGUGGGGUCCACCAAGAACCAUCCCAUAACUUGUCCGAUGGGUCCCGAGGCCGCACCGUUGGAUAUUCUGAAGCUACCGCCGUUCCUUCUCUGCGUUGCUUCCAAGGACUUGAUGGUAGACACGGAAAUGGAGUACUUUGAGGCCAUGAAGAAGGCCGACAAGGAUGUGGAGCUUCUAAUCAACGAGGGGGUGAGUCAUAGCUUUUAUCUGAACAAGAUUGCCGUCGACACGGACCCGGACACAGCCGCAGAAACUGAGCGUCUGAUUGCAGGGAUCAAACAGUUUAUCAAGAACCACUACGAUUGAAGGACUUUGACCCUUUUGAUUGUUUCAGACUGCGAAUAUCUUUAGUAAAAUUAG
Pyrus x bretschneideri (Chinese white pear) is the source of this 1107-nucleotide messenger RNA. RefSeq names its product probable carboxylesterase 15. Bases 37 to 1053 code for a protein of 338 amino acids. The record is from RefSeq and is a predicted model, not a curated record. Gene Ontology annotation, molecular function: hydrolase activity. The transcript has a single exon. NCBI's taxonomy places the organism in Eukaryota, Viridiplantae, Streptophyta, Magnoliopsida, Rosales, Rosaceae.